Messenger RNA from Acaromyces ingoldii, 2526 nucleotides. RefSeq lists its product as hypothetical. NCBI's taxonomy places the organism in Eukaryota, Fungi, Basidiomycota, Exobasidiomycetes, Exobasidiales, Cryptobasidiaceae. The record is from RefSeq and is a predicted model, not a curated record. The coding region runs from base 1 to 2526 and encodes 841 amino acids. The transcript is spliced from 7 exons.
AUGGAGGGCGUCACGCUGCUCGAGAGUGGCGCCUCACGAGCGCACUUUGCGCUCGUCAAGAAGCUCGAAGGGACCGAAAAUGCUGCGCUCGCAGACACGGCCAUCAGCGCCGCAGUGGAACAAAUCCGCAAGUCGCUCCAGGCCAAGGACGCAUCCUCUUUCUCCCCAGCUACUCUGAGCUCGCACUUUGUCGUGCUCCUGCACUGCGUCUCGCACCAUGCCACUCGUAUUUCUCUCGACUUUGCCCUUGUCCCGGCCCUGCACCUCGUCGCCACGGCCAUGCAGCCACAGCAACAGCACGUCGCACACACAAUUCUCCAGCAUAUUCUACUCGGCGAUCAGCAGGAGGAGGCAGUAGAUGGAUCGCUGCUCCUGCUCAACACCACUCGGUCCCACCUCUUGGCCAGCCUGCCGGCAUCAUCGUCGUCGACGUUGUCGUCAUCGUCUUCUUCAUCAUCGGCACAUUCGAGCAGGAGGCGGACAACCUCUGCGGAUGACUCAUCGAAAUCGAAGGCGCUGAGGUACGCGCAGACCUACUUUGCCCUGUCCUCGAUCUUGUCCGGCCUGCCCUCUGGACCAGACGUUGUUCCAGCUCUGUUUGGCCCGACGCUGUCGCUCGUCGGCCACCGCGACGCAAAGCUCAGUGCUCUGGCUAUCGAUGCGCUCGCAACGCUCGAGUCUUACGUCAAAGACGACGACAGCGUCGCGAUCGCAGCAUGGGAAACGACCAAGACGGUCAUCGCCGCCGAGUUCGGUACCAUUGAAGCCAAUGGCAAGGCAAGGGCAAGGAAGACGGCGCCGAGUCUGUCGCUCUUGACGCCGUGCCUCCGAUCCAUUUGCAGGGCAUCCCAGAGGGGAUAUUGGGACGUGGAGAGAUCGUUGGAGGCCCUGUGUCAGAUACUCGAUGGCCUAGUACAUGACGACGCCGACCAUGCUCUCGUCAGAGCAACGAGCGAGGCCAUUGCCCAAGUCGCAGCAUUGGGCAAUCCUACGCCACAUAUUCUGGAAAAGGCGGCCGUGGCCCUUGUGGACGCAUUUGGGAACUGUCAAUCCACUUACUCGGCGGCACUGGGCAUAGUCAGGGCUCUGGGUGCCCUCCAGAGCCGCGCACAGUCCUUCGAUCCACCGCAUGCACUCGCUCCAAAGAACCUCGACGUCGUCUGGAGCGCCGUCCGAUGCCAUCUCAAGGCCAGGAAUGCCAACCGCAAAAUUCUUGUCCUAGGUCUCGUGGACGCUCUCAUCCCCUUUGGCAAUCUGGACGAGGUGCAUGGAUUUGGUGCCGACGAGGUCGGGCAGAUUGUCUCGCUCCUGGGUGACAUGGACAGUACUGUCAGAGGGAGGACUCUCCACCUGCUCGACCAAGUCGACCCCGACCUAUUGUUGCAGCACCAGGACCACCUCAAGGGCGCAAUGGAAUCGGCAUCCAUGCUACAAGACCGGAUCGAUCUGGGUGUCCGAUGGAUCGAAACCGUCUACGAACGGAUGCGCUAUUUGAAGAGGGGCCUUUGGGCUGGAGGCAAGGGCUUUGGCAUAGCACUUGUGGACCUCGCUGUUCAAUUCUCCAAACUGGAUUACAUUGAGGAGACGGUCGUCUCAAGUAUCUUGUCACUGCUUCGAACAGCUCCUACCUCGUUUGCUCGCAUCGCGCUUCAUCCCUUUCUAUUUCGCCUCGAGGAAGACUUUUUCGAAAGCGCCUCAUCGCCGACUGCGGUCAUGAUGGUUGCCUCGCUGAUUUGCGAGUUUGCCUCUAACCCCGAUGAAGAGCAGGAACAGGAUAACAUCGAUCAAGACGACGAGGAGAUGGUGCCUACCAAAAUCAAGGGCAUCGAGUACCGCAUGUUUGACAAGAUGGCCUCAAUCUUAACGGCAACGUCCUCUCCGGUCUUGCAAGAGGCCCUGCUCGUAGCCAUGGUAAGGCUUACUCUGACUGUGGCCGAGAUCCCCGAGUCAAGCGUAGCUACAGUGAGAAAGGUGCUCGAGCAUGCUUCCAGUGGUCUUGUGCAGGCGCGCGCAAAGCAAUUCAUAUCCUUCUCCGACGACCUGCAGAGGUCCUCGUUGGUGUCUUUGCCACCUCGCCCCACGCUCACGGAAACCCUCGACGCCUUCGAUCGACACUUUGCCGCUACAUUGGCCAAGGAGCACGUCGGCAGUACCAGCACAGCCCGCACCACCGCACAUUCUUCUUCUCCUGCGGAAGUCCGCCCGCUGCGGUACGAAGCCUACGACGAUGUUGCGUCCUCACAAACGCCCAUGGUUGCCUCACAGCAGCAGUCAAGUGGCUCGCUUGGAGGACCGCGGACAAUGCCGAAGCCGUCUGACGAGCGGCAAAGGCUGCGGGCGAAGACGAAGCGGGAGGAAAAGAUGAGGCUGGACAUGGAAGCAAGCAUCAGGAGGCUCACGCUCGGCCCAGAAGACAAGCCUGAUGAGGAGCACGAGGGGGAGCAAGAGCAGGGAGAACAGGGACACUUGAUUCUCUUUGACGCAGACCAGUCCUCGGACGCGCCCCAGGAAGAGAAAACGAGUUGA